GCCCCGGGCGCGCUUCCGCCGGCCGCGCCGCGCACGCCGCGGUAAAUGGGAGGCUUGGCCGGCAGGGGCGGGGGCCGUGCAGCCGGGGACUUUCAGGAACUGCAGGAGCAGGCGGCGGCUGGAGUCGCCGAGCGCCCAGCGGCUGGGCCUGAGCGCCGAGACUCGCGGCCGACGCGGAGCCGCCGCCCCCGCGCGGGGCCCAGCUGUAGCCGCCGCCCUCGUCCUCGCCCUCGCCCUCCCGGCUCGGGCCGACCAGCCGCGACGCGGGAGACGAGCCGGCCGUCCCGGGCCGGGGGACCUGCCCGCCAUGGCCACCAAGGCUCGGGUUAUGUAUGACUUUGCUGCUGAACCUGGAAAUAAUGAACUGACGGUUAAUGAGGGAGAAAUCAUCACAAUUACAAACCCGGAUGUUGGUGGAGGAUGGCUGGAAGGAAGAAACAGCAAAGGAGAACGAGGGCUUGUUCCCACAGACUACGUGGAAAUUUUACCCAGUGAUGGAAAAGAUCCAUUUUCUUGUGGAAAUUCAGUGGCUGACCAAGCCUUCCUCGAUUCCCUCUCAGCAAGUACAGCCCAAGCCAACGCGUCAGCUGCCAACAGCAAUAACCAGGUUGCCAGUAGCAGUGACCCCUGGUCAGCCUGGAGUGCCUCCAAAUCCGGGAACUGGGAGAGCUCGGAUGGCUGGGGGGCCAAGCCAGAGGGGGCUGGCGCCCAGAAAAACACCCCCAACAACUGGGACACGGCCUUCGGCCACCCCCAGGCCUACCAAGGUCCAGCAACUGGCGAUGACGAUGACUGGGACGAAGACUGGGAUGACCCCAAGUCCUCCUCCCCUUACUUUAAGGAUUCAGAAUCAGCUGAAGCAGGAGGCAGUCAGCGGGGGAACAGUCGCGCUGGUGCGUCUUCCAUGAAGCUGCCGCUUAACAAAUUUCCUGGAUUUGCAAAACCUGGAACGGAACAGUAUUUGUUGGCCAAGCAACUAGCAAAACCCAAAGAGAAAAUUCCCAUCAUUGUUGGAGAUUAUGGCCCGAUGUGGGUUUAUCCUACCUCUACGUUUGACUGUGUGGUAGCAGAUCCCAGGAAAGGCUCCAAAAUGUAUGGUCUGAAGAGCUACAUUGAAUAUCAGCUAACACCUACUAACACUAACCGAUCUGUAAACCACAGGUAUAAGCACUUUGACUGGUUAUAUGAGCGUCUCCUGGUUAAGUUUGGGUCAGCCAUUCCAAUCCCUUCUCUUCCAGACAAACAAGUCACAGGCCGCUUUGAAGAGGAAUUUAUCAAAAUGCGCAUGGAGCGACUUCAGGCCUGGAUGACCAGAAUGUGCCGGCAUCCCGUCAUCUCAGAAAGUGAGGUUUUCCAGCAGUUCCUGAAUUUCCGAGAUGAGAAGGAAUGGAAAACUGGAAAGAGGAAGGCUGAGAAAGACGAGCUGGCAGGAGUGAUGAUAUUUUCCACCAUGGAACCGGAGGCACCUGACUUGGACUUAGUAGAAAUAGAGCAGAAGUGCGAUGCCGUGGGGAAGUUCACCAAGGCCAUGGACGACGGCGUGAAGGAGCUGCUGACCGUGGGGCAGGAGCACUGGAAGCGGUGCACAGGACCACUACCCAAGGAAUAUCAGAAGAUAGGAAAGGCCUUGCAGAGCUUAGCAACAGUGUUUAGUUCUAGUGGCUAUCAAGGUGAAACAGACCUCAAUGAUGCAAUAACAGAAGCAGGAAAGACAUACGAAGAAAUUGCCAGUCUCGUGGCAGAACAGCCAAAGAAAGAUCUCCAUUUCCUGAUGGAAUGUAAUCAUGAGUAUAAAGGUUUUCUUGGCUGCUUCCCCGAUAUCAUUGGCACCCACAAGGGAGCAAUAGAAAAAGUGAAAGAAAGUGAUAAACUAGUUGCAACUAGCAAAAUCACCCCACAAGACAAACAGAACAUGGCAAAACGAGUCAGCACCAUGUCUUAUGCCUUGCAAGCUGAGAUGAAUCACUUCCACAGCAAUCGGAUCUACGACUACAACAGCGUCAUCCGCCUGUACCUGGAGCAGCAAGUGCAGUUUUACGAAACGAUUGCAGAAAAGCUGAGGCAGGCCCUCAGCCGCUUCCCGGUCAUGUAGAACAGGACGGCACGUGAAGAAAACUCCGAGUGCUUCUUUCUGACUUGGGGCGAUGCAAUUCAAAAUGUGGUUUUUUUCCCUUAUUAU
Propithecus coquereli (Coquerel's sifaka) is the source of this 2179-nucleotide messenger RNA. RefSeq names its product sorting nexin 9 (gene SNX9). Gene Ontology annotation, molecular function: protein binding; phosphatidylinositol binding. The record is from RefSeq and is a predicted model, not a curated record. The transcript has 18 exons. Gene Ontology annotation, biological process: intracellular protein transport; mitotic cytokinesis; endocytosis. Lineage: Eukaryota; Metazoa; Chordata; Mammalia; Primates; Indriidae. The coding region runs from base 308 to 2092 and encodes 594 amino acids. Gene Ontology annotation, cellular component: plasma membrane; cytoplasmic vesicle.